AUGGAAAUUGAGCAAGAUAUGAAUAUUGAUUCAACGGAAAGUGCAAAUGAUGUUUAUCUAUUUUUGAAAGAAAAUAAUUUUCUACAAUUAUACUGGUCAAGCUUUGAUAGGGAGGACUACGAUGACAUGAAACAGUUGCUAGAGAUGACACCAGAUGAAUUAGAACAGGCACUAGCACAAGAUAUCGGAAUCAAGAAAAUAGGGCACCUCAAGCGAUUGAAGGCUCUUUUAGCUAUCCAUUCUACAAGAGGCAAUUCGAACGAAAAAGAAUACGAGGAUAAAGAUGCAAAGAAAAGCUCAAACAAAACACAGAAAUGUAGGUACCCUAGUGUUUGAUUUUAUUAUGGUACAACAUGUGAAGAUAUGACCCAGUCCACAAUAGCCGUUUUCUCUUUUAAUUUUUGCAGAUCUGGUGAUUUAAUAACAAAUCAAUAUUUUGUAUAUCUGUUUGUUGUGUAGUGUCAGCCUCAAUUGCAUCAAGGUUAUUGAUACCAAAUCCUAUCACAGAGAAACACAAGUUUUACAAUGAACUACUCUAUGAACUGUUCAAUGAUUCUUAUGAGUUGAUGACACAUGAUGCUUUCAUAUUGUAUGUUACUGGUCAGAGACAGUCACGAUGGAAAAUCAAACAAAGGUUGGAUAGUAUGAGGUUAUACAAGAUAAAAUUGGCUGAAUCUAAAGAUGGACAUUGGCAAAAUAUUAGGAAAUAUGUUGGUGACCAAGUAAUGCUGACUUCAAAAGACAGGAAACCAGCAGAAAGAUGUGUAGAAUUUAUGGCAGGAAUUAUACAAGAGGUGGACUCAUUCAUUGUUGAGUGCAAAACACUGCGAUCAAACUUAUUUGAUAAGGAAAACACUGUGAAGCCAUGGAAAGCCGAUGAGUUGCUCUUUUUGGAGAACAUAAUCAAAGAUUUAUCAGCAAUCGACACAAAGAUGGUGAAGGCAAAGGGUGACAUUUUUCAGAAUGUUUGCUAUUUAAGAAGAAGGGUGUUGGAAAGUGAAGCCAUCCAACACGAUAACAGUCGCUCUAAAAGAAGAAUGAAAGAAAAUAAGCGCAAAUCAUCAAAUAGAAAAGAACAACGAGAAGCUGUUGUAAGGUUCUUCAAGAAAUAA
Paramuricea clavata is the source of this 1112-nucleotide messenger RNA. The record is from the annotation of a GenBank genome assembly. NCBI's taxonomy places the organism in Eukaryota, Metazoa, Cnidaria, Anthozoa, Malacalcyonacea, Plexauridae.